This is a messenger RNA of Talaromyces amestolkiae, 696 nucleotides long. RefSeq lists its product as uncharacterized. Lineage: Eukaryota; Fungi; Ascomycota; Eurotiomycetes; Eurotiales; Trichocomaceae. Gene Ontology annotation, cellular component: cytoplasm; nucleus. The record is from RefSeq and is a predicted model, not a curated record. The transcript is spliced from 7 exons. The coding region runs from base 1 to 696 and encodes 231 amino acids. Gene Ontology annotation, biological process: RNA metabolic process. Gene Ontology annotation, molecular function: RNA binding; sequence-specific DNA binding; single-stranded DNA binding.
AUGAUCGAUCCAGCAAUUUUCGAGAACCUCCAAACAAAGAUUGACGAAGAAACUGUUGUUCGAGAUGAACUACACGAGAUCGUCCAGAGUCUAGCUCGAAAAGGCCGAACAACGCAAGCGAUCCUCUCUCGAGCUCAUUCCACACCUUCGCAAGACAUAAAAUCCGUCCUUGAUGACGCCGCGACCCAAAUCCUCGCUCAGAAAGAAGACGUUUCUCGUCUUGCAGAAAUCGCAAACAAGCAUCCUUUCUACAAAUACAAUGGAGUCUGGUCUCGCGAGUUACAAAACUUGGUAUACUACAUAGAACUCUGCGCGUGGCUCGGCGGGKUGACCGAAUACAAAAACUCCUCCAAAACGUCAUUCCUCACAAUCGAAGAAGUUGGAAACUUCCUCGACAUACCCGUCAACCUCAAAGACGAAGACAAGUUCCACCUCACAAUCGAAGAAUACCUCCUCUCCCUGAUCUCGAUGGUCGAAGAAUUGUCUCGUUUGGCUGUGAAUUCUGUGACAUUGGGCGACUACCACCGUCCGCUUGAAAUCAAUAAUUUCAUCAAAGAUUUGUUUGCAGGGUUCCAAUUGCUGAAUUUGAAGAAUGAUAUACUGAGGAAGAGGAGUGAUGGCAUCAAAUACUCGGUCAAGAAGGUGGAGGAUGUGGUUUACGAUCUCUCCUUGAGAAACUUGAUUCCCAAGGCAUGA